This is a messenger RNA of Aspergillus clavatus NRRL 1, 2265 nucleotides long. RefSeq names its product putative arsenite efflux transporter ArsB-like. The coding region runs from base 1 to 2265 and encodes 754 amino acids. Gene Ontology annotation, cellular component: membrane. Gene Ontology annotation, biological process: transmembrane transport. The transcript has 3 exons. Lineage: Eukaryota; Fungi; Ascomycota; Eurotiomycetes; Eurotiales; Aspergillaceae. The record is from RefSeq and is a predicted model, not a curated record.
AUGGCGGAAGACUUGGACACCGAUAAAAUCAAAGACUGGCGAUCAAUUAUCACGCUGAUUGUUUUCAUUAUCACCAAUAUCAUUGUGCUUUUCCCCUUCCAUAUUCCCAUCUACGUUCCGCGCCCGCUUUUCAACGGGGUGCUGGAUGCUCUGAGCACAUUACGAAUCAUAGCUCCCAGACAGGACCGCGGCCAUUCGGACGAUAACGACGAUCAGAAUGGCAAAGUCAAAGCAUAUGUGCGGUUGAACCUGCCGGUCAAUUUCGUGACAGCACCUCUAGUGGCCGAUCUCUUCUUGUUGGCCAUCUUGGCAAUUGGCCGAGAUGAAGUGCGCGGUGGCACACUGGGUGCCGACAAUAUCGUCCCCAUUGACAUCAUGGGCUUCUUCCUGACACUGGCCUACAUCGCCAUUUCCAUUGACGCAUCGGGUCUAAUCAGGUACUUGGCCUUCAAGGUGCUUGAUAAAGGUGGUAAGGUCGGCCACCGGCUCUUCUUCUAUCUGUACGCCUUCUUCUUCGGUCUCGGCAGCUUCAUUGGCAAUGACCCGAUCAUUCUGUCUGGAACCGCAUUUCUUGCCUAUAUGACCCGUGUCUCUCGCAACAUCGUCCACCCGCGAGCCUGGAUCUACAGUCAAUUCGCUAUUGCCAAUAUUGCCUCGGCAAUCCUCGUCUCCUCGAACCCGACCAACUUAGUGCUAGCCGGUGCAUUUCAAAUCAAGUUCAUCCACUACACCGCAAAUAUGAUUGUUCCCGUUGUGAUCACUGCCAUCGUGCUGUUCCCUUUUCUGCUUUACAUCAUCUUUGCGGACGAAUCUCUCAUCCCUCUCUCGAUCAAGAUGCAUGAACUCUCAGACGAGGAAAAGGCAAAGAAGCCGGUGAACCCCAACAUCCCUAACGCUAGGGGAAAUACCGAGGAGCAGGAGAACGAUUCUGUUGAGGACGAGCAAAAGCUCUCUUUGGAAGAGAUCAUGAAUCCGUUCUUGGAUAAGGGAGGUGCUGCGUUUGGCGCACUAAUCAUGGCAGCGACGUUAAUUACACUUCUGGCCAAAAACGCUGCUAGUCAGAACGGCGAUGAGCAUCCCGUCUCCUGGGUGACGGUGCCAGCCGCCUUCGUCAUGUUCUGUUGGGAUAUCGGAUUUGGGUGGUACCACCGACAUGAGACCCGCGAGAUUGCCAGGAAGGGCCGCGAGGAGGUCGAACUAGCCCAAGCGGAACGAGCGCUCAGGGAGGAAAAAGCAAGAAGGGAGCAAUCCGAGGCCACUCAUUCUGCGAAGCCUCAAAUAAACCAUCAGAAUGGAACAACGUCAGACAGGAAGGAAGAAAUCACUGCGGAUAUCACCAGUGUCAAGCCGCCAAAUCGCGCUUCUACAGGGUUCUCGUCCGAGAUGUCAGACGGCCAAAGCCAUACACUGGCUUCCCCGCUAGAAUCGUCAAUAUCAACGCUGGUACCGAGAGGUGAUCAAGUGCACAACGGUCCCGCUGGUACCAGCGCAAUGAAUACGUUGGACGAAAAGCAGGAAUUCUCUACGGCCCCGCCACGACAAAUGUCAGGUGCGACCUCAAGUCUCGAGAUGGAUGUUGAAAAGCGGACAUAUACCGACAGCCGCUCGCAGGAUGUUACAUCAAGGAACAGAGCAGAGAAGUCGACUCUAGUGUCAUUGUCCAGGAAGGCGUACAGAUGGUCGCAAGAGACGUUUCCCACCGUUACAGCGGUGGUGUCCCACAUGCCAUUCGCGCUUGUACCCUUUGCUUUCGCCAUGUUCGUUCUCGUGCAAGCACUAGUAACUAAGGGUUGGGUUCCUGUGUUCGCUUACGGGUGGGAUCACUGGGUGAAAAAGACGGGGACUGUCGGCGCGAUUGGUGGCAUGGGCUUUCUCUCCGUGAUACUGUGCAACUUUGCCGGCACAAACAUCGGUACCACCAUCCUUCUGUCACGAGUCAUACAAACAUGGCAGCAGAUUCACCACGAUAACGGCAUCGCGAUCAGUAACCGGACUUUCUGGGCCACUGUAUACAGUAUGGCGAUCGGUGUGAACUACGGUGCCUUCAGCACGGCCUUCAGCGCAUCCCUGGCUGGCCUGUUGUGGCGAGACAUCCUCGCCAGAAAGCACAUUCGGGUCCGGAGCCUAGAUUUUGCACGGGUCAACCUCCCCAUUAUCGCGAUCUCCAUGAUUGUGGGGUGUACCAUCCUCGUGGGGCAGGUCUACAUUACCAGAGACAAAUCUCCUUAUGACGAUUGGCAUUAUACUUCUGAUGAAAUCAUCUAG